Messenger RNA from Phytophthora nicotianae INRA-310, 393 nucleotides. RefSeq lists its product as hypothetical. Bases 1 to 393 code for a protein of 130 amino acids. The transcript has a single exon. NCBI's taxonomy places the organism in Eukaryota, Oomycota, Peronosporomycetes, Peronosporales, Peronosporaceae. The record is from RefSeq and is a predicted model, not a curated record.
AUGGGCACCGGACGGUCGGGAUCAGGCAGGGCGCGUGCGCACGCUAAGAAGAAGCAGUACAAACGUGGUCAUGCCACCAAGAAUCGUGCCCGUGACAUCGACCAGAUCCAGGAUGACCUACGCGUGGAGAAGUUAACGGGAAAGUCCAUGGCAUUCGAGGAGGACGAGGACCUACCGGGUCUGGGUCAAUUCUACUGCACACCGUGCGGUCGCCACUUCAUCGACGCCAAGACACGCGAUGUACACCUCAAGACCAAGGUGCACAAGCGGAGAUUGAAGGACGUCGCACAGAAGCAAUACACACAGAACGAGGCUAUGCAGGGCGCUGGCAAAGGUGUUGAGACGUACAAGCCGGCGCACCCUAAGGAGACCGAUGACAUGGACGACCUGUAG